CCCCCCUCCAGCACCUCGGUCCCCACCAUUUCCAGCAGCAGUGCCCCCGUGUCCAUCUGGAGCCCGGCGUCCAUCUCCCCGCUCUCAGACCCCCUGUCCACCUCUUCCUCCUGCAUGCAGAGGUCCUACCCCAUGACCUACACCCAGGCAUCAGGCUACAGCCAAGGAUACGCUGGCUCGACCUCCUAUUUCGGAGGGAUGGACUGUGGAUCUUACUUGACCCCUAUGCACCACCAGCUUCCCGGACCGGGGGCCGCCCUGAGUCCCAUGGGUGCCAACGCGGUCACCAGCCACCUCAACCAGUCUCCAGCCUCCCUUUCCACCCAGGGCUACGGGGCCUCCAGUUUGGGCUUUAACUCCACCACCGAUUGCUUGGAUUAUAAAGACCAAACGGCCUCCUGGAAGUUAAACUUCAACGCUGACUGCUUGGAUUAUAAGGACCAGACGUCGUCAUGGAAGUUCCAGGUUUUGUGA
This is a messenger RNA of Mesitornis unicolor (brown roatelo), 474 nucleotides long. It is a transcript of the gene OTX2, whose product is annotated as orthodenticle homeobox 2. NCBI's taxonomy places the organism in Eukaryota, Metazoa, Chordata, Aves, Mesitornithiformes, Mesitornithidae. Gene Ontology annotation, cellular component: nucleus. Gene Ontology annotation, molecular function: RNA polymerase II cis-regulatory region sequence-specific DNA binding; DNA-binding transcription factor activity, RNA polymerase II-specific. The record is from RefSeq and is a predicted model, not a curated record. The annotation marks the transcript as partial. The transcript has a single exon. Gene Ontology annotation, biological process: regulation of transcription by RNA polymerase II; multicellular organism development.